Molecule: messenger RNA, 2271 nt
Organism: Mastomys coucha (southern multimammate mouse)
Lineage: Eukaryota; Metazoa; Chordata; Mammalia; Rodentia; Muridae
Gene: Sbk2
Product: SH3 domain binding kinase family member 2
Exons: 4
Coding region: 218-1306 (362 amino acids)
Biological process (GO): peptidyl-serine phosphorylation; peptidyl-threonine phosphorylation
Molecular function (GO): protein serine/threonine kinase activity; ATP binding
Source: RefSeq, a predicted model, not a curated record
AGUAGGCAGAAAGGGGUCAGACAAGCCUUGGAGAAGGCGCGGUCUGGAGCUCUGAGCUCAGGUCAAAAGUAGGGCAAGGUUAACCGCCCUGAGAGAAGGCUGCAGUUGAACAGGAAAACAGGUGGCAAGAGUCCUGGCCCCUCGACAGGACAAGAGACACCUUUGAAGCAAUCAAGUGCUUUAGUGUUGGGGACAGAAUCCAAGGCCCAAGUUGUAAAUGCCAGGCAAACAGUCAGAAGACAGACUAAUGGAAGUGGCAGCUGUGGAGGAUGGUGGUGAUGAAGGCCUGGGAGGCCUAACGGUAGAGGAGCUGCAGCAGGGACAGGAGGCCGCUCUGGCCUUGGAGGAUAUGAUGGCUCUGAGUGCCCAGACCCUGGUUCGAACUGAGGUGGAAGAGCUGUACGAGGAAGUGCGUCCCCUGGGCCAGGGCAGGUUCGGCCAUGUCCUGUUGGUUACUCACCGCCAGAAAGGAACACCCCUGGCGCUGAAGCAGCUCCCGAAGCAAUCCACCUCCCUCCGUAGCUUCCUGUAUGAGUUCUGCGUGGGCCUCUCACUUGGCACGCAUUCGGCCAUCGUGGCAGCCUAUGGCAUUGGCAUUGAGUCAGCCAAUUCCUACAGCUUCCUGACAGAACCUGUUCUCCAUGGGGACCUCAUCACCUUCAUCCAGCCUAAGGUGGGUCUCCCACAGCCAGCAGCCCAGCGCUGUGCAGCCCAACUGGCCUCUGCCCUGGAGCACAUUCACUCCCAUGGCCUGGUGUACCGGGACUUGAAGCCAGAGAAUGUGCUGGUGUGUGACCCAGCCUGCCAGCGUGUCAAGCUGACAGACUUUGGCCACACACGGCCCCGAGGGACCCUACUCCGACUUACUGGGCCACCUAUCCCUUACACUGCCCCUGAGCUCUGUGCCCCACCACCCCUCCCCGAGGGACUACCCAUCCAACCUUCCCUGGAUGCUUGGGCUCUGGGGGUCCUGAUCUUCUGCCUUCUUACUGGCUACUUCCCCUGGGACCAGCCCCUGGUGGAGGUUGAUCCUUUCUUUGAGGACUUUCUCAUCUGGCAGGCUUCUGGCCAGCCCCAAGACCGGCCACAGCCGUGGUAUAGCCUGUCACCUGCAGCAGACACUCUCCUAUGGGGGCUGCUAGAUCCUCACCCCCGGAAGCGGACCCCUGUGAGCUCCAUCGAGAGCUAUCUAGGCCAACCCUGGAAGCAGAGGGAGGGGGAAGCUGAGGAAUUGGCAAAGGAGCUGAGAGAAGAUGGGUGGAGAGGAGGACAGGAGGCUGCAGAGGGGAAGCAACCCGCAUGCUGAGAUCUGCUUAGCCUGAGCUACCUGGCUGUGGCCGCGUCUCUGUCUUUGAUCUAUCUUAUACCUGUCCUGUGUGUUGUCUGUGCCCCUCCUUUAUGCUGUGUGUAUUUGUGAAUGUGUGCAUGUGUGUUUAAGUAUGCAUGCAUAUAUGUGUGUGUGUGUAUGCACAUAUAUGUGUUUGUGUGUGUAUGUGUGCAUGCAUGUGUGUAUGUAUGCAUGUAUAUACAUGAAUCUAUUACACCAUAUGUGUGUAUAUGGUGUGUGUGUGUGUGUGUGUGUGUGUGUGUGUGUGUGUGUAAAGCUGUGUGUAAAUCAAAGGACUUUUAGGAGUCAGCUCUUUCCUUCCACUUUGGAGCCCAGCCAUGGAACUGAAUUCUUGUAAGCCUUCAAGUGCCUUUAGCUACAGGAGCCAUCAUGUUGGCUCUGGUCUAUAUAACUCUGGAUCCUCCUGCCUCAGUUUCCUGAGUCCUGGAAUAGCAGGCAUGCUCCAUGCUCGGCUGUCCAGCAUAGCUCUGCACCACCCCACCCACCUCAGCCAGCCUUCCCGACAAACCCAGGCAUAAUGGCCACCUGCUGUGAACCUCACAAUCCUAGGGCUCUCUGUACUAUAUGUUUCUUCUAUUUACUUCCAUGAUGUGUCCUUCACUAACUGUUUGCUUAUUUUCUGAGCUCCCAAAGGGUGGGUUUUGGCCCCUGAAGAUCUGACCCUACAUCUCUGUGCGAUUCCCGGCCUGCAGCAGCAGCCAAAUGAGUAGACGCAUCUGGUCACCAUUGCUCCCACCACGUGGGCCUCUCACACUCUUUGUCACUGUCCUCCUGGCUCUCUCAUUCCAUCUUCUCUCAUGUGGCUUCACUCCACUCAAAUCUGCUCUGAUUCUUGUUGCUCCUGCAGGCUGGGACACCACCCUCUGAGUGAGGUAUGCUUACCCCAGCUGCUCUCUGCAAAUAAAGUUCCCCUGGCAACUGAA